This is a messenger RNA of Gilbertella persicaria, 880 nucleotides long. Its product is annotated as SYF2 splicing factor-domain-containing protein. Gene Ontology annotation, cellular component: Prp19 complex; post-mRNA release spliceosomal complex; catalytic step 2 spliceosome. The coding region runs from base 24 to 857 and encodes 277 amino acids. Lineage: Eukaryota; Fungi; Mucoromycota; Mucoromycetes; Mucorales; Choanephoraceae. The record is from RefSeq and is a predicted model, not a curated record. The transcript is spliced from 4 exons.
UUUUUUUUUAACCAGAUCUUGCGAUGCCUCCUAAAAGAAAGAACAAUACACAACACACCAAUGCUAAACAUGAAGAUGACGAUACCAAAAAGAAUGAACUUAAUUCCUCUCAUGAAUCAAACAAACGCCAACGUGAAGAAGACGAACAAUUGGAACAACCCACAUCUUCUUUAACUGAUCGCAUGGCCAAGCUCAAAGAACUAAAAAGACGCCGGGCUACAGAAGUCGAACAAGGCAAUCGUCGUGAUCGAAACCUAGAAUUCCAACGCAGUAAAGAAAACCCCAAACUUGAAGCUAAAGACGCACGCAAAAAAGAAGAAGCACUCAAAUUAUUGGCAAAACAAGAGGCAGAAGAGAAAGGCGAAGAUUAUGAACGUAAACAGUUUUGGAGAUACUCUGCAGAAUCAGCUGCUUUAUGGGAAGAGAAGAUGGCCAAGAAAGCACAGCGUGCUAACCAAGGCUUUACAGACCAUACUCAAGCUGCACAUAAGAAAUAUGAGCGCUUAAUGUCAGAAUUUAAGCCUGAUAUGAAUGCGUAUCAAGAAAAGCGAUUUCAAGCCAUUGAGCGUGCUAUUCGUAACGGAGAAGAUCCCUCUGAUGUCGUUGCUGCUGCCAAUAGUUUGGAUUAUGCAGAUAUUGACGACAAGCCAUCCAAGAAUGCCAUUGAUCGUCUAGCAGCCGAAACAAAGAAACAGAUUGAACAACGCGAAACAAGAUCUCGUGAACGUAAACAACCCACAGACGACAUUUCCUGGAUCAAUGAAAAGAACCGUGUCUUUAACCAGAAGAUUGCUCGUUUCUAUGAUAAGUACACUAAAGAAAUUCGUGAUAACCUUGAAAGAGGUACAGCUUUGUAAAUAAACUUUUAUUUUUUUAAAGG